Penicillium subrubescens is the source of this 2025-nucleotide messenger RNA. RefSeq lists its product as uncharacterized. Lineage: Eukaryota; Fungi; Ascomycota; Eurotiomycetes; Eurotiales; Aspergillaceae. The record is from RefSeq and is a predicted model, not a curated record. Bases 1 to 2025 code for a protein of 674 amino acids. The transcript has 3 exons.
AUGGCUCCGGACGGGCUCAGCACGAGGACUAGCGGCACUCUGGACGAAUUCGAUGGGAGUGAGAGAGCUGGCUCCGCAUCCCACAGCAUUCACAGGGCUGACAUCCCUUUUGGAAGUCCAGGCGAAGACAAUGCCUUUCAAGAUCCGCUGUCUAGCUGGAUGAAUCAUUCAGGAAAUCCGGAGCAUGUGUGGUUCGACGAUGACCUUGCUUCAGCACUCAUGGAGCCGAUCAUGAUGCCAGGCAUUCACAACCAAUCAAUGGAUACAACAAUGACAGCAAAUAAUAUUGGAAAACAAUACGACUUGAACGAAAACAUGCAACCGGAAAAUGAGCCACAAUCACCACCAAACGAAGCAUCCGAGGAAGAUCGAUGGCCAUACAGCUGGGAUCCAGGCUCUCGGGCUAUCACUGCAUGCAAGCCUAUUCAAAUGGAUAAAACACAUCCGUCAAGGCAAAACCACAACACGCAAUUCGAUAUCUCCACCGAGAGAUACAAGGCCCUGAAAUCAUUUCUCCAGCGACCAGCCCACAAAGGCUUUGACUUUCACUCUUUGCCUUUGCCGGAAUUAGGAAUAGCGAACGUGUUCAUUCGACUCUUCUUUACGCACUUUGAGUACCAGGCCGCUGUCAUCCAUCAUCCAUCUUUAAAGUCAUCGGAUGAAUUGCCAGAUCCACUGUUAGCGAUCAUGAUUGCCAUAGGAGCGACAUAUAGCCGGGAACGGCAUUCCUGUCGCUUUUCAAUAGUCUUGAUCGACGUGGCGAGACUGAGCACGCAAUUAGCGAUUGAAUUAGACAACAGAAUGAUGCGAGAUCCGAUGGUUUUAUAUGCACUGGCGCUUAUUUGCUAUUCCGCCUCGUUUGCUCUGGCAGAGUUUAUGAGUAUCGAAUGCCCGUGUGAUGAAGAGUUUUGGCAAGCCACGACUGCUCAACGCUGGAAAAAUCUACUUGGAUCAGCCUCAAUACCCCCCACGAGAACUUUCGCUUCAGCCGUCAGCCCGUUCCUUGGGCCCCUUAACUUGGGGCGUGCUUCUGGGACCAAUGUUCAUACGACUCCAUCAUCAACCUCAUAUUCAAACUCUAUCGGACUCAACUCCUGGACCCGUUACCUUGUACUGGCCACAAUUCAAGUUCAGGUAUUCGAGCUUUCCCAGCAGAUCACCAUGGUCUCUGAUGCAACCCUAGACAUCGAAAUCUGGCAACCAGCAGAUGAGAGUUUGGCCAAAGCACACUCCUCAGACAAUUCUCGCCACGAAGUCAUGAUGAGUCCUAGAGUCAGAGAUCACUAUGCCGAAUUGGUCACAAGAUGCUCGGCUUCAAGUCCUUCGGGUCCCGUACGAGAGGUACUGGGCUCUCUCGCCAUACGCAGGGCCCAUCUAGAAAGUAUGUUGUUGGCAUGGGAGCAGGCUUAUGCCCUGUCGCCAGCAGCCGACGUUUCAGUUUAUCAGACAUCGAAACACUUUCAAACGAUUGCUGCAACCCACCUUCAGAUCAGUCGCUUGAUGCUUCAUGUUCCCAUCCUGGAUAUACAAGAUGCGUUAGGGAAGUCGGGGCCGGGUAAGGUGAUCCCAGCUAUGGCCCUCAUGCGUCGCUCCCUCGCAGAACAUCCAGAUAUAGUUGCAUCAAUACUCAAGCAAUGUCUUUCAACAGUGAGCGACUUGCAGUCCAAGCUAGUCAACCACAACGACAGCUCCACGAGGAGUAUUAUGGAACCUUCAAGUAUCAUCAGCUGUUUUCUUCACGGUGUCUAUGUAUGGGCUGUGAUUCGUUCAUCUGACCAUGACCAAGUCAUGUAUCUGCAUGAGCAGAUUGAGAGUGUGAAAACCUCGGACACGUUUUCUGCGACUAUGAAAGAAGCCAUAUUAUGGCAAACCAAUUUGGAAUUGCCUCCGGAUCAUCUUGGAGCCAGGGCAAACCUCAUCUUACAUUCCGUGGCAGAAGUGCUUGGAAGAAUGGCUCCAUGGAGUGCUUCGCUCAACAUGGCGCUACUCUUGUGUCAUCGUGCCAAGGAGCUUAUGAUUUAUUGA